Messenger RNA from Triticum turgidum subsp. durum (durum wheat), 207 nucleotides. The record is from the annotation of a GenBank genome assembly. NCBI's taxonomy places the organism in Eukaryota, Viridiplantae, Streptophyta, Magnoliopsida, Poales, Poaceae.
AUGCUAACUGAAGAUGAGUUUGAGACGGCGUUGGCUACGCUGUUAGAUAAGUACGAUCUGAGAAAGCACCCCUACAUGACCCAAAUAUACGACAUCAGAAAGGGACAGACUAAGCAUUUGCGGAAGAAGAUUGCUUACGAGAUAGUGACAAUGAAAGGGAACAAAGGAGCUAUCCCAGAGUUUCUGUAUGAUGUGAUCGUUGACUGA